AUGAAAGCAGCCAGGAAAGACCAUGAGGCAGCAGCAACCAAUUCUGAGGUGGAGUCUUCAGCCAGUUUCGCCGAGACACCGUCGACCUCAGGUGACCCGGGAGCGGGACAGUCCAACACUGCUUCUCCUCCAACUGUCACGAGCACCUCCACCGCCUGCUUCAGGGGGUCUGGGGACCGGGAGAGUCCAUGUCGGACGUGGGGGGUGAGCAGGCAGACGUUCCUCGUCUACCUGCAGACCCUGAUCAGCUACGCGCUGGAUCCGAGCUUCCUGGAUGAAGUUGAAGAAGAUGGAGACAUGUAUUUCCUGAUGGCCAUCGAGGCUGUGGAAACAAAGGUCAGGGAGGGCAAAGAUCGGGUCAUGCAGAGCGUGACCUUUGACCCAGAGUUCAAGAUUCUAUGA
Molecule: messenger RNA, 402 nt
Organism: Branchiostoma belcheri (Belcher's lancelet)
Lineage: Eukaryota; Metazoa; Chordata; Leptocardii; Amphioxiformes; Branchiostomatidae
Exons: 4
Coding region: 1-402 (133 amino acids)
Source: RefSeq, a predicted model, not a curated record